Molecule: messenger RNA, 1280 nt
Organism: Cannabis sativa
Lineage: Eukaryota; Viridiplantae; Streptophyta; Magnoliopsida; Rosales; Cannabaceae
Product: peroxidase 15
Exons: 4
Coding region: 39-1082 (347 amino acids)
Biological process (GO): hydrogen peroxide catabolic process; response to oxidative stress
Molecular function (GO): heme binding; peroxidase activity
Source: RefSeq, a predicted model, not a curated record
UUCAUAUCAAAUAUAUUGGGCUUAAUAAAACCAAAAAAAUGGCAGGCUCAUCACAAUAUAUUUUGGUAAUAAGUCUUUGCUGCAUUGGCUUUGUGGCUGGAGGGUUUGCUCAGCUCACUCCAUUUUUUUACAUGCAAAGCUGCCCAAGUGUGACCAAUAUUGUAGGAGGGGUCAUUCAACAAGCUCUGCAGACUGAUCCUCGUAUUGCUGCCAGUCUCAUUCGUCUUCACUUCCACGAUUGCUUUGUUAUUGGUUGUGAUGGAUCGCUAUUGUUGGACAGCACUGAUACAAUAGUGAGCGAAAAAGAAGGUUUUGGAAAUAUUAACUCGGCUAGAGGUUUUGAAGUUGUGGAUAAUAUCAAAACUGCCGUUGAGAAUGCUUGUCCUGGUGUUGUCUCUUGUGCUGAUAUUCUAGCCAUCGCAGCUGAAGAAUCUGUGCGCUUGUCAGGAGGCCCAGGAUGGUUUCCCCUAUUAGGAAGAAGGGAUAGCUUAAUAGCUAAUAAAAGUGGAGCAGAUGAACUUCCAGCUCCAUUUGAGACACUUGAUGCACUCAAAGACAAGUUCUCUCAACGAAACCUCGACUCAACAGAUUUGGUUGCACUUUCCGGCGCCCACACAUUUGGACGUGCCAAGUGCGAAACAUUCAGCUUCAGACUAUACAACUUCAACAACACAAACAAUCCUGACCCAACCCUAAGCCCAACCCUCUUAGCAACACUAAGACAACUAUGUCCUCAGGGAGGAAACGGCAGUGUCCUCACUAAUCUCGAUCCUGUCACUCCAAACACUUUUGACAACAAGUACUUCUCCAAUCUCCAAUCCGAGAAUGGAAUCCUUCAAACCGAUCAAGAGUUGUUCUCCAACCCCGGAACCGACGCCCCGGACACUGCUAAUAUUGUCAACGUUUUCAGUGCCGACCAACGAAUUUUCUUCGGCCAGUUUGUGGUGUCAAUGAUCAAGAUGGGAAAUAUUAAGGUCUUGACUGGCUCACAAGGGGAAAUCAGGUCAAACUGCAGAAGGAUUAAUGCAGAUAUAAGUGGUUUAUCUUCAAUUAGUACUGCUGGUUUGGUUGCACAGUAUUGAUUAACUAAUUAAUAUAUAUAUAUAUAUCGUGUUAUAAUAAUAAUUUUAAGAGUGAUCAUCAUCGUAUCCUAUAUCAUCCUUUAGUUUCUUUGCAUGUACCUAUUAUUAUUGUUACAAUCUUAGCAUGUGUGUUAAUGUGUUAUUAAUUAAUAAAUAUAUUAUUUCAAAGUGAUUUAUAAAUAUAGAGCAUUGUUAUUA